Opisthorchis viverrini is the source of this 390-nucleotide messenger RNA. RefSeq lists its product as hypothetical. The record is from RefSeq and is a predicted model, not a curated record. NCBI's taxonomy places the organism in Eukaryota, Metazoa, Platyhelminthes, Trematoda, Opisthorchiida, Opisthorchiidae. Bases 1 to 390 code for a protein of 129 amino acids. The transcript has 2 exons.
AUGAGAUUUUGGGCGACAUCUAAUCACCCUUCUUCACGCAGCAAUCGCAGCAAUCGCAACCGCAUUCGCAUCCUUUGCACUGGCAGUGACCAGGCGAACAGCUGCAUUUCCCUCCCGCUUUACAGCCGUCACAACACACGCAUCCGUCACCACCACAAGCUGAAAUGUGAACAAGAUAUGAAUGAAAGCCUAACAGUAGGAUGCAAUUAUCCAGUGACAAUCAAAAGCGAACUCAACGACGGACUCCACCACUCACGUUUCAUUCACGCUUUCAAAAAACACUCAACUGAAUCUCUAGUUUAUGAUCUUCCUCAAGUGAAUGUGCUGCACAAAUGUUGCCUCAUGUUUCAGUUGGUACUAUAUUCGAGAUAUCGAAGUAUAGCUUCAUAA